Messenger RNA from Oncorhynchus masou masou (cherry salmon), 4617 nucleotides. Its product is annotated as tubby-related protein 1-like. The record is from RefSeq and is a predicted model, not a curated record. Bases 336 to 1949 code for a protein of 537 amino acids. Gene Ontology annotation, molecular function: actin filament binding. Gene Ontology annotation, cellular component: cilium. The transcript has 15 exons. NCBI's taxonomy places the organism in Eukaryota, Metazoa, Chordata, Actinopteri, Salmoniformes, Salmonidae. Gene Ontology annotation, biological process: protein localization to cilium.
GACAGGUUGCCCUGCUGGCAAUCUGAUUAACAAGUAGUGGUGGAGAGGACUAGUGGAGUUGUUGAGUGGACCAAAUCCUUUGUCGGCAAUCCUAUUAAGAGGUAGUAGUAGUGUGCAGUGGAAUAGAGUGGAGUGGAUUAGUGAGGUUGAGGGGACCUGUUGCUCUGUAGACAAUCAUCUUAGUGAAGUGGUCAUAUGACCAGCCCACAUAGCCAGGAUCAGUAUGAACCCCUGUGGGCAGUCACACAGUGGUGGGCUAAGGGGAGACCACACUGACCACAGCACAGAGCACAUCCAAUGAUCAGCAUCUACUUGGAGCCAGUCAAAGGACACUCAUGCCUCUCCGGAAGAAAACCCUCAGAGACGUCUGGACAGACGACCGGUCUCAAGAAAGUCAAGCUAUGUCCACUCCACAUAAGCCAAAGAAGAAGGCCGAGUCAGCCAACCCAGCCACCAAUGGUGCCGAUGCCAAGCCCAAAAAGAGCAAGAACAAGAAGAGCGAAGAGCUGUCUGGAGAAGAGAAUCCUGCUGUUCAAAGUGGGAAAAAGGUCAAGAAAAAGAAACCAGACGGAGAAAAAACAGAAAAGGAAAAAGUGAAAGGGAAAGAGAAAGACGAGCUAAAGAAGAAAACAAAAAGUGUGCCAAAGAAACAGAAAGUCCCCUUUUCUGCUCAAGGUUCAGAUACAGAAGAAGAUGAUGAUGAGGAAGAGACUCCACAAAAGAAGGCAAAGAAAAAGACACCAAAAGAAGGUUCUGACAAAGAUGGCAUGGAGAAGAAAUCCAAAGCGAAAGAUGACAAAGAGUAUGACAAAAAAACGAAGAACGACACCAAGAAAAAGGAACCGGCUUCUCUGUUCUGUGUAAAUGGAGAUAAGGAUAAGUCAGACUCCAAGAGCAAGAAGAAAGCAGCCAAAUCUGAUAGUGAUGACAGUGAACCAGAAACCAAGUCCAGCAAGUCAAAAUCAAAAAAGAAGGAGAACGCCAACCCGGCAUCCAUGUUCGCAGCAGGGGGAGACAAGGACAAGGGUAAAGACAAGAACAAAGACAAGAAGAAAAAGAAAGGCAAGUCCAAAGCAUCAGAGAGUGACGAUUCUGACUCUGAGGCAGAAAAAGGGACAAAAAAGAAAAAGGGAAAAGGGAAGAAGAAGAAGAAGGAGGAGAGGCCUCCAUCCCCGGACAUUGAGUUUGACAGCCUGGAGGAGUUUGUCCUGCAGCCAGCCCAGCAGGGGGUGACGGUCAAAUGCAAGAUGACCCGGGACAAGAGGGGCAUGGACAAAGGCUUGUACCCCACAUAUUAUCUCCACCUCGACAAUGAAAAGAAGGUCUUUCUACUGGCUGGGAGAAAACGAAAGAAAAGCACAACCUCCAAUUACCUUAUCUCCAUUGACCCCACAGACUUGUCUAGGGGUGGAGAAAAUUUCAUUGGAAAGUUGAGGUCCAAUAUGAUGGGCACGAAGUUCACAGUGUUUGACAAUGCUCUGCAUCCAGACAGAGCUCUACCAGACAUGUCCAAUGCUCGCCAAGAACUAGCAGCCAUCAUUUAUGAAACUAAUGUCUUGGGAAUAAAGGGCCCCAGAAGGUUGACCGUCAUCAUCCCAGGGAUGGGCAAGGACAGUGAACGGGUACCCAUCCGACCUCGCAGCGACAACAACGGUUUACUGAUGAAGUUCCAGAACAGAAAGAUGGACAAUCUGAUCGAACUCCACAACAAGACCCCCACGUGGAACGACGACACGGCGUCACAUGUGCUGAACUUCAACGGCAGGGUCACACAGGCCUCCAUCAAGAACUUUCAGAUCAUCCACAGCAAAGAUGAGGCCUAUAUUGUGAUGCAGUUUGGACGAGUAGCAGAUGAUGCUUUCACUCUGGACUAUAGCUACCCCAUGUGUGCGGUGCAGGCCUUUGCCAUCGCUCUAUCCAGCUUUGAUGGCAAAAUAACCUGCGAAUAACAGGAAACUAUGGGCCCCUGUGCCGCCUCAAGCUGCUGCAACUCGUUAUAUUACAGAUGCACACUACCAGAAAGAAGAAUUUCGUUCACCACUCAACAUCAGUGCAAGGUACACAGAAGGAUGGACGUCCUAGACGAGAUGGGAAUCCAAGUGCAUUUGAUAACACAUGGACUGCCUUCUGGGAUUGUUUGGUUUGUUUGCGUCUCAUGCACAGGAGGCUGCUGAGGGGAGGGUGGCUCAUAAUAAUAGCCCGGAACUGAGCUGACGGAAUGGCAUCUUGAUGACAGCUUGGUAAUUAAAUUUUUGCAUCUGAGCUCCUAGAGUGUGCGGCUCUCUUUUAUUUUCAGGAAUGGCAUCAAACACCUGGAAACCAUGUGUUUGAUACCACUCCACUAAUUCCACUCCAGCCAUUACCAUGAGCCAGUCCUCCCAAAUGAAGGCGCCACCAACCUCCUGUGGUCUCAUGAUAAGCAUAAACUUUUCUGGGAACAACGUUACUUUGUCCAUAGGAGAUCCUUGCUGAUGCUGCAUGCAAGGCUGAGCACUUGAAAUGUGGUGUGCUUUGGCACAUACACCAAUUGGGGGAUGAAAGUAACAUUGAAGACUGAAAGCCUAUCUCCCUCCCAUCUACAUCAAGGAUUUUAUAGUAUAGUACAUGUACAAUUCAUUCUGUUGUAUUUCGUUUGGAAGGCAAAACCAAACAUGUGUAAUCUCAAGUCCAUUGGUAGAAAAACUGGGUCUACGUGGACUAAUUUAGGCAUACUUGUUCUUAUUAUCAGUAGGGUUACGCUUGUUUCCAUGCAUUGUGUUAUGUCAGCAUUAUGAAAUUGACCUUAUUUUAGCUCAAUGUGUGCUUAUCAGAUGUCUACUGUAUGUUCAUGUUCGGGAUUUUUAUCACCAAUAUUAUGACCUCCUUAAACAAAUUAGAGGUUUCAUUGUGAACACUUAAGAGGCAGUGGCACAAGGCAAUAUGCUUGUACCAAUUGACUGUCAACAGUCACAAGUAUUUUACUAAUCUCAUUUGCUGUUCUCAUUCCACUCAAGCAACAAUUUUGUUGUUCUGAUACCUGCCUUUUUAUGUUCUCUCUAUGUACAGUUGAAGUCGGAAGUUUACAUACACCUUAGCCAAAUACAUUUAAACUCAGUUUUUCACAAUUCCUGACAUGUAAUCCUAAAAUUCCCUGUUUUAUGUCAGUUAGGAUCACCAUUUUAUCUUGAAUAUGAAAUGUCAGAAUAAUAGAGAAUGAUUUAUUUCAGCUUUUAUUUCUUUCAUCACAUUCCCAGUGGGUCAGAAGUUCAUACACUCAAUUAGUAUUUGUUAGCAUUACCUUUAAAUUGUUUAACUUAGGUCAAACGUUUUGGGUAGCCUUCCACAAUAAGUUGGGUGAAUUUGGGCCCAUUCCUCCUGACAGAGCUGGUGUAACUGAGUUAGAUUUGUAGGCCUCCUUGCUCGCACACACUUUUUCAGUUCUGCCCACAAAUGUUUUAUAGGUUUGAGGUCAGGGCUUUGUGAUUGCCUCUCCAAUACCUUGACUUUGUUAUCCUUAAGCCAUUUUGCCACAACUUUGGAAGUAUGCUUGGGGUCAUUGUCCAUUUGGAAGACCCAUUUGCGACCAAGUUUUAACUUCCUGACUGAUGUCUUGAGAUGUUGCUUCAAUAUAUCCAUAUCUUUCCUCCUUUCAUGAUGCCAUCUAUUGUGUGAAGUGCACCAGUCCCUCCUGCAGCAAAGCACCCCCACAACGCACAAGAUGCGUUCAUCUCUAGUAGACAGAACACGUCUCCUUCCUGAGCGGUAUGGCGGCUGCGUGGUCCCAUGGUGUUUAUACUUGCGUACUAUUAUUUGUAUAGAUGAAAGUGGUACCUUCAGGUGUUUGAACCAGACUUGUGGAGGUCUACAAUUUUUUUUCUGAGGUCUUGGCUGAUUUCUUUUGAUUUUCCCAUGAUGUCAAGCAAAGAGGCACUGAGUUUGAAGGUAGGCCUUGAAAUACAUCCACAGGUACACCUCCAAUUGACUCAAAUUAUGUAAAUUAGCCUAUAAUUUUCUGGAAUUUUCCAAGCUGUUUAAAGACACAGUCAACUUAGUGUAUGUGAACUUCUGACCCACUGGAAUUGUGAUACAGAGAAUUAUAAGUGAAAUAAUCUGUCUAAACAAUUGUUGGAAUAAUGACUUGUGUCAUGCACAAAGUAGAUGUCCUAACCGACUUGCCAAAACUAUAGUUAACAAGAAAUUUGUAGAGUGGUUGAAAAACUAGUUUUAAUGACUCCAACCGAAGUGUAUGUAAACCGAGAACUGUAUGUUCUCUCUUAGGCUAGAUUCUGACUUUGUAUGAAUCAUGUGGACAAGAGACUUAUAUUGACAGCUAUUGACAAACAUAAAGCUCCAUUAUUGUUGUUUUGAUAACGAUUCUUAAUGUAUGAUCAGAAGGUAACAAUGCAUUUCAGUGUCUUGCAAACCAAAGUGCAGGCUUGGAGAUAACAUGCUCAAAUAAAGUAUGACAUGUUUAAAACAUUCUUACAGGAUAAGCAUAUUGUUGCACAAACAAUUUUAUUUACACCUGCUACGUUAGGUUGCACAAAUCCAAAAGAUGACGCUGUAGUUUACUGUGCAUUUGACAGCACUAUACUAGUGUUUACAUUAAAACUAAUUGGAAACUCAAUGCUAACUGUG